Messenger RNA from Nicotiana attenuata, 1038 nucleotides. RefSeq lists its product as uncharacterized. NCBI's taxonomy places the organism in Eukaryota, Viridiplantae, Streptophyta, Magnoliopsida, Solanales, Solanaceae. The transcript has a single exon. The coding region runs from base 1 to 1038 and encodes 345 amino acids. The record is from RefSeq and is a predicted model, not a curated record.
AUGCCUCCAUAUUUGAGAAUAUAUGAUGGGACCACGGACCCAGAAGAUCAUCUGAUCCACUACGUAACCGCUGUGAAAGGAAAUGACUUGUCAAAGGAGCAGGUGCCGUCCGUGCUGCUGAAAAAGUUCGGAGAAACCCUGACCGGAGGGGCACUAACAUGGUAUUCGCAACUGCCGGCUAGGUUGAUAUCAACGUUCGAGGAGAUGGCGGACAAAUUCGCUACCGCCCAUGCGGGAGCAAAGAAGGAUGAAGCAAGGGUUAACGACAUAUUUGCGAUCAGGCAAGCGACAGGCGAAGGGCUCAGGGACUUCCUGGCACGAUUCAACAGAGUAAGAAUGAGCCUGCCUAACGUAUCGGAGGGAAUGGCAGUUGCCGCCUUCCAAAACGGUUUGAGCAGGGACGGGUCGAAAGCAACCAAGAAACUACUCAGCCGACUCAUGAAGUAUCCCCCCACAACGUGGGAGGAGAUCCACAACGCCUACUGUGCAGAGGUAAGGGCAGACGAGGACGACCUUAACGGUCCGACCCAGCGGAUAACGUCAGUACAGACGAAAACCAGGAGAGAUCGACGCAACAACGGGCGACGGGACCCACUCCCACGGUUUAACAGAGAAAGGCAUCAGCCCUACGUUAGAGCCCCUAACCCGCCUCCUCCGAGACACCAGGACGCCUUGCAACGACAUACUGCUACGCUCCGGAAUGAAAGAGAUAUGCCUCCGUUAUUAUCCCCUCAUAACUUUUGUGUCUCACCCUCAGAGAUAGUAUACGCACUGGAGAAGCUAGGCCCGAAGGUACACUGGCCGCCAAAAAUGAAAUCAGAUCCUAGUGCGAGAAAACCAAACAUCCUGUGCAAGUUCCACCAGGAACGGGGACACAGGACCGAAGACUGCAUAGGCCUACGACAAGAAGUAGUCAGGAUGCUGAACCAGGGAUACCUGAAGGACCUGCUCAGCGACAAAGGGAGAGCCAACUUUGCCAGGGGACGCGACCAAUCUCAAGGGCCGCCAAAAUUGCCGUCCCCGACACGAACCAUAUAG